This is a messenger RNA of Anastrepha ludens (Mexican fruit fly), 2131 nucleotides long. Its product is annotated as trypsin-1. Gene Ontology annotation, molecular function: serine-type endopeptidase activity. Gene Ontology annotation, biological process: proteolysis. The record is from RefSeq and is a predicted model, not a curated record. Bases 874 to 2046 code for a protein of 390 amino acids. The transcript is spliced from 5 exons. Lineage: Eukaryota; Metazoa; Arthropoda; Insecta; Diptera; Tephritidae.
CCCUUAUUUCAAUAUGUAAAUUUCAGUUUAAAUUUCAUCCAUUUCUGAUUUUUCGUUCUCUUUUUGUUGGUAACUCGAUUAGAUGUUGGUUAAAGGCAAACAUUAUAAUGAAGCUAACGAAAGAUGAUAGGAAAGUAAAUAUUCAUUUUCAUUGGCUUAUUAUGCGUAUGUCGUGGAAUAAAUUAGUAAACAAGCAUAAUUAAAAACUCUGUUGGAAACUAUUACAAAACAAAAACAAAUGUCAAAGAACAGCAGCACUCGAAUUGGGUCAAGCAUGUCACAGCCAAGUAAAGUGAUGGGUGAUAAUAAAUGGGGUUAAUAAAAACUGAGUGAAAAAAUAAUUAAUGCAUAAAUUUCUAAAAACAUGUGCAAAAACAAAAAAAAAAAGAUGAAAUGAAAUCCACCAAAAUUCUUAUUGGAAACGCUAUGUUGCACAACGCAAACAGCUGCAAAGGUUCAUAGCAGAACACUCGUCGUGUGCAUAGCCUUAAGCGAAUUGAAGAAUUUCGUUUCGAACGAUUUAAUAAGUGGCAAAAAGAAUAAAAAAGAACAUAAAUGAUAAAGAGAAGUGAAUGAGAAGUUGACAAAUUGCGUCUGGGCGCAGAUAGCACAGUCAAUUUUGGAAUUUAUAACAGAAAGAAUUCAGAAGCGUUUUUUGCGACGGUGGAAAAGGUGGCCAGGAGCUUGACACCAGCACUCUGACAUAUAAGAAGCGGCUGAAGGCAACUUUCUUCUUUAGUUGAACUGCGAGCCUUGCGUAGCGCGGAAGGUCCGAAAAACGGGUCAGACCUUUGCAAAAUAUCUCCUCAAGUGUUAAAGGUUUGUGUGCCACUGGGAAAUUUAGCUGUCAAAGUAUCAGUGCCAAAGAUAAGAAUGCGACAAUUAAAGUACGCAAUGUGGGCAGUGGUGCUGCUUCAUUUGAGUGCUAGUAGAGCGGACUCUGGCUACUCUUAUCAACCUCCCUAUAACCAAAAUGUCGCUUUACCACAAGAAAAUGGAAACUAUUACCAACCCCCGCACUCUCCACUACCUGUUUCACCGCAGCAAAACUUCAACGGAUACGACUAUCCACGACCACCUUCGCGCGUUCCUAUUUUACCUGCGGAGAAUAUGGACUUCCAGCUUAGCAACAAUGAAUCAGUUGCCACACCACCACCCGGCGUAAUGGGUGACUUCAUUGAUGACAUUAUAAAUGGGCAAAAAGAGCAAAUACUCUCUUCUUUAUUGGGUAACACUGAAGGUGCCGUUGGGUUGGGAGAUGAUGAUGAUGCGAAGGCAUUCCGCUUCAACAAAUGUGCUACGUGCACUUGCGGUGUUCCAAAUGUAAAUCGCAUUAUUGGUGGCACUGUUGUGCGUAUCAAUAAAUAUCCCUGGACUGCACAGCUCAUUAGAGAUAAUUUUGUCUACUGCGGAGGCACACUGAUCAACGACCGUUAUGUGCUGACCGCCUCUCACUGUGCCAAGGGGCAAAAUGUCAAACGCAUAUCGGUAAGACUGUUGCAGCUUGGUCGUUCUACACAAAAUAUGGGCAUCAUGAGACGUGCCGUGGCGCUAGUGACGCACAAGAAAUAUAACGAUAAUACUUUGGUCAAUGAUAUAGCCUUGGUGAAGCUGAGUAAGCCCAUAGCGUUGAAGGAUCCAAUUAGACCAGUUUGCUUGCCAAAUCCCAAUCAGAACUUUGAUUUCAAGGAGGGCGUAAUCGCUGGCUGGGGUCUUACGAGUCAGGAUGGUGAUAUUUCGAGCGUCUUGCAGGAGGUCACAGUGCCAAUAAUCACGAACGCGCAAUGUCGUAACACUUCGUAUAAAACAAUGAUAGUGAAUGCGAUGUUGUGCGCAGGAUUAGUUGAAGAAGGAGGCAAGGAUGCGUGUCAGGGCGACAGUGGCGGCCCGUUGAUUGUGCGUGAUCGUAUCUUCCAAUUGGCUGGUGUUGUAUCCUUUGGAUUUGGUUGCGCUAAACCGAAUGCUCCGGGUGUCUAUACGCGCGUCAGUAAGUACUUGAAGUGGAUCUCGGAAAAUACGAAAGAUGCCUGUUAUUGCAAGCAAUGAGUGGAGGGAAGGGUUUAAUUAUUUAUUAUUUAUUAAUUUUAAUUUAUUAUAUUUUAUACAUUUUGAACUAUUUAGUUAUUUUGGA